AUGUAUCCUUUGCGGACGGCCCGAGGACUUAGUAUAUCGCGCGACUCAGACAUCAACACCAUCCACGUCGCCUCGGCUAUCAACACCAUCACAAUCAACACCAAUACCAUCAAUACCAUCAAUACCAUCAAUACCAUCAAUACCAUCAAUACCAUCAAUACCAUCAAUACCAUCAAUACCAUCAAUACCAUCAAAAUGACGCACAACCCCAGAGAGCCAGGGCUCAAAUUGGAGUGCCUGCCACACGAGAUCGUCCUUGAGAUUGUCGACUGCCUACUCGCGAGCGAUGAGUUCAAUUCCUUCGAGGAUGCAGAAAUUUUCUACCCGGAUGAGGACGGAUGCUCAAGAUCUGAAGAGGUCAUCCACGACUGCUCUUUGCGCUUUGCCGGGGUGAAGGCCGCCACGAGAUUCGGGUCAACUUGCAAGCGGCUUCAUACCAUUAUAGACCCAUACGUCAUCCGUCACGAUAUCCAGAACCAUGCCGCUUCAUGUCUGCUUCUUCCAGCUAAGAGGGGAUACGCGAGAGGUGUGGCCAAAGCCUUGGCGCAUGGGGCGAAUGUCGAUGCCUUGGACUGCACCGUCUUUGACAUUCUUUGCGACAACUUCUACGGCGACUGGCCACUCAGUCUCUACUGUUCUCCGACCAGACUGAACCUCAGCGCAAUACAUUGGGCCGCUUUCUUUGGCUACAGCGAUAUCGUGGCUUUGCUCCUACGGCACGGUGCUGACGUGCACAAGAGGGCUGACUUGGGUGUCUCGUACAGCAGCGGUUCUCACCAUCCUUACCGUCCUGCUGGAUAUUCUCCACUCAGACCCGGUGACAUUCAACGCGGGAUGCUAUCCCAUACGCAGGAUGAAUACGAGCACAUGAACAGCUUCGGAUACGCAGCAACAACGAACAACGACCCGGAUGACAACAGCGACUGGCAUCCCACGAGUGUCGGGGCAAAUCCUCUCUUCUACGCUCUCAAGGCUUGUACCAACGACGACACCCGGAAAGCAUGGAGCCCUUGCAACGUGUGGUGGCAAGGCAAUCACCCCAUCGUUAUAGGAGACGAGAGCGGCUGCCGCUUAGCCAUAGUACAAAUGCUGAUCAAAGCUGGCGCUUCAUUGACCACGCGUACGAAGGACGGGGUUCACGCUUUACAUCAAGCGUGCGCAUAUCGGGAUUUGGACAUCGUUCAGCUCCUCCUUGAGCUGGGCGUGGAUGUCAAUAUCACGGACGACAACGGCAACACCGCGCUUCAUUACAUGGCCAUGAACACGCUUGACCAAGAACAAUUCUGCCAGGGGUACCGUCGAAUAAGCUACCCCCAAGGAUCAGAAGGACGUAUUCUAAGGCUUCUGCUCGAUCACGGCAUAGACCUCUACCGAAUCAGCAACAAGGGCUUGACAGCGGUGAAUCUCGGCCUCGAUAUUACCCACACGGUUCCCUUCACGGAGGCCUAUCUGCCAGAGAACGACUGCGUGUGGUGUGGGGGCUUCCCGUUCCACAUCAAGAAUCACUGUGCUGGGCCAUGUUACAAACGGUACCACGGCACGGCUGCUUCGAACCUGUUAGAAGUGGUUGAUAUGGGCUCGUUUGACACAUCCGGGUGGAACUAG
Molecule: messenger RNA, 1605 nt
Organism: Colletotrichum karsti
Lineage: Eukaryota; Fungi; Ascomycota; Sordariomycetes; Glomerellales; Glomerellaceae
Exons: 1
Coding region: 1-1605 (534 amino acids)
Molecular function (GO): protein binding
Source: RefSeq, a predicted model, not a curated record